Molecule: messenger RNA, 2103 nt
Organism: Vicia faba (fava bean)
Lineage: Eukaryota; Viridiplantae; Streptophyta; Magnoliopsida; Fabales; Fabaceae
Source: the annotation of a GenBank genome assembly
AUGUCUUGUCCAGUUUCGAUUCAUACGGCUGCGACCAUCUUAGAUAGAAAUCAUUUGGUGAAAUAUGAUAGGAAGACUGGAUAUUUUCAAGCCACUGACUCGGGUCGAAUUGCAAGCUACUACUAUAUAACACAUGGAACCAUAUCUACAUAUAAUGAGCAUUUGAAGGCUUCGAUGGGAGACAUAGAGCUUUUCCAAUUGUUCUCUCUUAGUGAAGAAUUCAAAUAUAUAACAGUAAGGCAAGAUGAGAAGAUGGAGCUAGCUAGGCUUUUGGACCGUGUUCCCAUUCCCAUCAAGGAAAGUUCGGAGGAUGCAAGUGCCAAGAUUAAUGUUUUACUGCAAUCAUAUAUUUCACAGCUUAAGCUUGAAGGACUCUCAUUAACAUCUGAUAUGGUCUUUAUAUCUCAGAGUGCUGAACGUCUUUUGCGGGCUCUUUUUGAGAUUGUCCUGAAACAUGGUUGGGCGCAAUUGGCUGAGAAAGCUUUGAACUUAUGCAAGAUGGUGACCAAGAGGAUGUGGAGUGCACAAACACCACUUCGCCAGUUCAAUGGAAUUCCAAAUGGUAUAUUAACAAAAUUGGAGAAGAAGAAUUUGUCAUGGGAAAGCAAAUGUUCAUCCAAUUUCUCGCUCAGUUUUGGGGUUGAACUCACAAUAACUCCAGAUUUCUCGUGGGAUGAUAGAAUACAUGGAUAUGUUGAGCAGUUUUGGGUGGCUUGGACCCCAAUUGUGUUACCGGUAUCUUUCAGACACAUAAUCUUAUCUGAAAAGUAUCCUCCACCUACUAAACUUUUGGAUCUGCAGUCACUGCCCGUGACAGCCUUACAAAGUCCUUCAUAUGAAGUGUUGUAUCAGAAUUUUAAGCAUUUUAAUCCUAUACAGACACAAGUCUUCUCAGUUCUGUAUAAUUCUGAUGACAGCGUCUUAGUUGCUGCUCCAACCGGGAGUGGUAAAACUAUAUGUGCAGAAUUUGCAAUUUUGAGAAAUCAUCAAAAAGGGCCUGAUAGUGUCAUGUGUGUUGUUUAUGUAGCUCCAAUUGAAGCUCUUGCCAAGGAACAAUAUGUUGAUUGGGAGAAGAAAUUUGGGGGUGGUCUUAAAUUGAAGGUAGUUGAAUUAACAGGAGAAACAACAACAGAUUUGAAACUGCUUGAGAAUGGUCAGAUUAUCAUCUGUACUCCAGAGAAAUGGGAUGCUUUAUCUCGCCGUUGGCAACAUAGGAAACAUGUCCAACAAGUUAGUCUUUUCAUCGUUGAUGAGUUACACUUAAUUGGGGGUCAAGGAGGUCCUAUUUUAGAGGUUAUUGUAUCUAGGAUGAAAUAUAUUGCUAGUCAGGUUGAAAAUAAGAUCCGUUUUGUGGCUUUAUCAACCUCACUUGCAAAUGCAAAAGAUUUGGGAGACUGGAUUGGAGCUAUCUCUCAUGGCCUAUUCAAUUUUCCACUUGGCGUACGUCCUGGAUUAGAAAUAUACAUCCAGGGUGUAGAUAUUGCCAAUUUUGAGGCGAGGAUGCAGGCAAUGACAAAACGAACUUACACUGCAAUUGCUCAAUAUGCCAAAAAUGAGAAACCUGCCCUUGUAUUUGUACCUACAAAAAAGCAUGUCCGAUUGACCGCUAUGGAUCUGAUUACAUACUCAAAUGCAGGCACUGGAGAGAAGUCGUUUUUAUUGCGGUCCACAGAAGAACUUGAACCUUUUCUUAACAAGAUUAGUGAAAAAAUGUUAAAAGUCACAUUACGUGAAGGGGUUGGCUACUUGCACGAGGGCUUGAACAACCUUGAUCAUGACAUUGUGGCACAACUAUUUGAAGCUGGUUGGAUUCAAGUAUGUGUUUUAAGUAGUUCCAUGUGCUACAAAGUGACUUUGUCAGCUCAUUUGAUGGUUGUGAUGGGCACACAAUACUAUCAUGGACGGGAGAAUGCACAAACAGACUAUCCUGUUACUGAUAUUCCGCAGAUGAUGGGUCAUGCAAGUCGUCAUUCGGUGGACAAUUCUGGAAAGUGUGUCAUCUUUUGUUGGGCACCUCGUAAGGAGUACUACAAAAAGUUUUUGUAUGAAGCAUUCCCGGCGCCUCACCCAGAAUCCAAACUAUUACAAUUUACAAGGAGUUAG